AUGACCUAUGAAAGACAUUUUCACAGAGUAUCUAUUUUAACAAAUGGAAAAGCAUUAGUUACAGGUGGAAAAUAUGGUAAUUAUUUUCUAAAUAGCGCUGAAUUAUAUGAUCCAUCGACAGGAAUGUGGAGCCUCACAGGUAGCAUGAAUGGCUAUCGAUAUUGGCAUACAGCAUUUGUUUUGAAUAAUGGCAAAGUAUUAGUUGCUGGUGGACAUAAUAAUUGGAUAAUGCUGAAUACGGGUGAAUUAUACGAUUCAUCAACAGGAACACGGACAACCACUGGUAGUAUGAACACAGCUCGUGCUGCACACAUGGCAAUCGUAUUGACAAAUGGUAAAGUAUUAGCUACAGGUGGAAAUAAUAGCAAUGUGUUUCUCAAUAGUGCUGAAUUGUAUGAUUCAUUGACGGAAUCAUGGACAACUAUUCGCAAUAUGACUGAAUCACGAUGCUAUCAUACAGCAUCCAUGUUAAUUAAUGAAAGUGUUAGUUACUGGUGGUUAUAA
Messenger RNA from Rotaria sp. Silwood1, 504 nucleotides. The record is from the annotation of a GenBank genome assembly. Lineage: Eukaryota; Metazoa; Rotifera; Eurotatoria; Philodinida; Philodinidae.